CAUCGUACGUUCGCGAUCUCGCGACGGACGGAUUUUUCUUUGAGGUUUUGAGGUUAACGGCGAUAUUUUCGCGCGUUUCUUCCGCACGUCGUCACCGUCGCUCGAUCUUCUUCUCGCGCCGAAUCGAAAAUUGCGCGUGAAAAUUAAUCCUCGGUUGGAAUUUAUUAUCCCGGACGCUCGCGUUUUCGUGCGAGUCAUCUCGCGCGUCUCUUCCACGUUCUCUCCCCCGUGCCCGAGUCUUCUUUCCUCGCGAAAAGUCCCUGACGACGUCAGUGACAAACGUUGAUACGGCGGAUACAUAGCGCGACGGCCAUCUUUGAGUGUUUAAUUGCCACACACAGGCGAAAUUCUACUCCGUCGGCGGUCGUCUGCCUUGAGAGACGGGGGACUCGAACGAGGAGAGAGAGAAAGACAGAGAGAGAGAGAGAGAGAGAGUGAGCGAGCGAGCGAGCGGGAGAAAAGUGAGAGAAAAAGAGACAGAGCGGAAGAUAUCGGGAAAGAGACCGGAGCGGAUCCCGCGCGAUAGAGAGAGAUAAAGAAAAAGUAGUACACGCACGGUGCGUGUCGUCGUCGUUUAUAGGUGGCUCAAAUUAUCGCGCGGGCGAACGGACACGGCUCUUUAGCCAGGCCAAAGUGUGUGCGGUUUAUUGUGACCCGUAUUCGCGUCGACGAUCCGUGUGUUUCUUGUUGUCGACAAGGACUUUUUUUCGCGCAGCGCAGCAAGAUCGUGCGUAUUCAUGGAGCUCGCACCGCGGACUAGGAGCUAGCUCUAUUCUUCACUGUAAAUUUUAACGACUCCGUAACGGGAGGAUAGCAGAGAGUUGGUGUUUUGUAUUCGUCUGCACUUGGUUUUUUUGUGAAGCUUGUGGCAUAUAAACACAAAAUCUCGAGCUGAGAAACAAUGAAUGCCUCAGAACAUGGGUUUAACCCAGCCUUUAACAUGGCCUCCAUAAAACAGGCUAUCAAUGAGGCUGUGGAACGAGUCUCAACAGUUAGGAUGCCUGCGCCAACGCGGUUGAGGGAUCUGAUUAGACAAAUAAGGGCUGCACGAACGGCGGCAGAAGAGAGAACGGUCGUGAAUAAGGAGUGUGCAUAUAUACGUUCGACGUUUAGAGAAGAAGAUAGCGUGUGGAGGUGUCGUAACAUCGCCAAGUUGCUGUACAUUCAUAUGUUAGGAUAUCCAGCGCAUUUUGGACAGUUGGAAUGUUUAAAGCUCAUAGCUUCUCCGAGAUUUACGGACAAACGGAUCGGUUACUUAGGUGCCAUGUUAUUGCUGGACGAACGGCAGGAUGUGCAUCUCUUGAUCACGAACUGUUUAAAAAACGAUUUGAACAGUUCGACGCAGUUUGUCAUUGGUCUGGCAUUGUGCACUCUGGGCGCGAUCGCGUCGCCGGAAAUGGCGCGGGACUUGGCGUCCGAGGUCGAGAGAUUAAUGAAGUCGCCGAACGCGUAUAUCCGAAAGAAGGCGGCGCUCUGCGCGUUUCGGAUCAUCAGACGCGUGCCGGAGCUAAUGGAGAUGUUUUUGCCGGCAACUCGCAGCUUGAUCACCGAGAAGAAUCACGGUGUGCUCAUUACCGGCGUCACUCUCAUCACGGAGAUGUGCGAGAACAGCGUUGACACGUUGAAUCAUUUCAAAAAGAUCGUGCCAAACCUCGUGAGAAUCCUAAAGAAUCUGAUCCUGGCCGGAUAUUCACCCGAACACGACGUGUCCGGAGUGUGCGAUCCGUUCCUGCAGGUCAAGAUACUCCGUCUCCUUCGCGUUUUGGGACGCAAUGACAUCGACGCGUCCGAGGCCAUGAACGACAUGCUUGCUCAAGUCGCGACGAACACGGAGACCAGUAAAAACGUCGGCAACACGAUACUCUACGAGACAGUGUUGUCGAUCAUGGACAUCAAGUCGGAGAGCGGGCUGCGAGUUUUAGCAAUUAACAUAUUAGGCAGAUUUUUGUUGAAUAACGAUAAAAAUAUUAGAUACGUGGCCUUGAACACACUGUUGAAAACGGUGUACGUGGACACGAGUGCGGUACAGAGGCAUCGAUCGACAAUUUUGGAAUGUCUGAAAGAUCCGGACGUAUCGAUUAGAAGACGCGCGAUGGAGUUGAGUUUCGCGCUCGUGAAUUCCAAUAACAUCAGAAACAUGAUGAAGGAAUUGCUAUUGUUUUUGGAGAGAGCCGAUCCGGAAUUUAAAGCUCAGUGCAGCAGCAAUAUCGUGAUGUCCGCAGAAAGAUUCGCUCCAAAUAAACGUUGGCAUCUCGAGACGCUGUUCAAAGUGCUCGUGGCGGCUGGCAAUUACGUACGGGACGACGUGGUGGCUUGCACAAUACAAUUGAUCUCGGAGACGCAGUCUCAGCAAGGUUACGCCGUUGGCGCGCUCUGGAGAGCAUUAGAAAAGGAUACUUCCGACAAACAGCCGUUGGCGCAAGUAGCCACGUGGUGCAUCGGUGAAUACGGCGAUAUGUUAUUGUACGGUCCGCCGUCAGAAGACGCUGAAACCCCGGUCAACUUGACGGAAGACGAAGUCAUCGAUGUGUAUCAGAGGUUACUCUGGAAUCCGCAGAACACCGUGAUUACAAAACAGUACACGUUAUUGUCUCUUACUAAAUUAAGCACAAGGUUCCAGAAAGGUCACGAAAAGAUUCGUCAAAUAAUAGAUACGUUUGGGAGCAACUUGCAUAUCGAGUUACAACAAAGAGGCAUCGAGUUCUCGCAACUAUUUCGAAAAUACGAUCACUUGCGACCGGCGUUACUCGAGCGGAUGCCACCGAUGGAAACCGCGCGACCACAAGCCAACGGUAUUAUAGGCAUGGUGAACGGCGAACAGGAACCGGAAGACGAAAAGCCUACAAUAAUGGAACAAACUACGACUACAUCCGAUUCAAGUGCACUUUUAGAUUUACUUGGAACUACGGAUGUGACAGCGACGGUGAUGCCGCCGGCGGUGACCAAUAAAAAUUCUUCGCCCAAUUCGACCGCGGUAACACAUAAUAACGAUCUGUUAGACUUACUCGGUAGUUUGGAUUUGAAUUCGCCCACGUCCACCACCUCUACGCUGCCGUUACAACCGCAGACGUCGUCGACGUCGUCCAUGUUGUUCAGUUCCACCGACAACUUUUUGGUGGACGGACUGCUCAGUACUCCGACUGCUCAAAACGAAGUACCGAGCAUAGUGGUCUUGGACAAGUCAGGACUCAAAAUAACGUUCAAAUUGGAGAGACCGCCCGAUAUUCCCGAUCUGUUGGUCAUAAACAUGCUGGCUCAGAAUUCCGGAAGUAUCACUUUAACUGAUUUUCUGUUUCAAGCAGCAGUUCCUAGGACAUUCCAAUUGCAAAUGUUGUCACCGUCGAGUACUGUCAUUCCGCCGUCUGGUCAAGUAACCCAAGUGCUGAGAGUCACAAAUAUGAAUAGAACAUCUUUGAGAAUGAGAUUGCGUAUAUCGUAUACGGGUCCUGCUGGACCGGUUCUGGAACAGACAGAAGUCAAUAAUUUUCCCGUCUCGACGUUACAGUGACAAGAUGUAAUACAAAAAACAUUUGUACAUAUGCCUGCCUAAAAAUAAUUAAUCAAGUCUUGAAAACAGACUGAGAGAGAAAGAGAGAAAAAGAAAGAAAAAGUCUCUUUUUCGGUAUAGCGAAACAUACCUUUGCUAAUGGGUACAUACACACAAAACGUUUCUAUUUAAUUAAACGACUGGUAUUUGUUUUUUUUUUUAUUUUGCAAGGCAAGACAUGAUCUAAAAAAUUUUUGUAAGAAAACUUUUUUAAAUCUUCUGUUGAAACACAAAAGUACCACCAACAAAACCCAGGCUCUAUUCGAAAUCAGAUUGUAUAAAACACGCGAGGCCAACAAGAGCUUAAAACACGCUGUCGAUCGGAGCGUAUAUCAGCGGUCAAUUAAUUUCGCAUAAACAUCCCAACGGAAACUGUCUUAAAAUUUAUCCAAUUCUCUGAAUGCAUGCGCUAAACAAAAAAAAAAAAAAAAAAAAAAAAAAAAAAUGUUUUGACAAAUUCUUGCGC
Pseudomyrmex gracilis is the source of this 4013-nucleotide messenger RNA. It is a transcript of the gene AP-1gamma, whose product is annotated as AP-1 complex subunit gamma-1. NCBI's taxonomy places the organism in Eukaryota, Metazoa, Arthropoda, Insecta, Hymenoptera, Formicidae. Bases 902 to 3508 code for a protein of 868 amino acids. Gene Ontology annotation, molecular function: clathrin-cargo adaptor activity. The transcript has 15 exons. Gene Ontology annotation, cellular component: membrane coat; Golgi apparatus; AP-1 adaptor complex. The record is from RefSeq and is a predicted model, not a curated record. Gene Ontology annotation, biological process: receptor-mediated endocytosis; Golgi to vacuole transport; intracellular protein transport.